AUGGCAGCUGUUGUACACAAUGUACUGGAACAAUUCAAUAUUACGGGACGACUUUUUUGCAUGACAACUGAUAAUGCAUCAAACAAUGGAACAAUGUGCAAGGAACUUGAGAGCUACAUGAGAAGUACUACACAAGAAGUAGAGUGGAGUAGUGAUGCAACAAAAAUACCAUGCAUGGCGCAUGUUAUACAGCUAGUUGUAAAAGCUAUGCUAAAGGCCUUCAAUGUCGACAUAGCUGAAGAAGUUAUAGAUGUUACUGGUGUUUCAAUUACUGAUGAUACGACAGUCACAUCAGCUAUUAGAAAGAUAUGCACUCUUAGCAAUCUUGUGAGCAGGUCUGCAAAGAAAACUGAAUUAUUGCUCCAGAAGCAAUCUGAUAUAGAAGCAAAGAGACGACUGCAGCUAAAACGGGAUUGUUACGGCUAUAACGAGUUUACUGCUGCUAUUACUGCAGGUGUUGCAAAGUUAAGGCACUAUUACACUGAAACUGGUGGUCCUGUUGAACAGACGUAUGCUCUUGCUGCAAUUCUUGAUCCAUCUCAGAAACUGGACAUUUUUAACGCUCCUGAAUGGGACCGUUCCCACUCAAAGAAGUACCGCCAAAUAUUCUUAGAUUACUGGAAGGCUUACUAUCAAAAAGAUUUGAGGGACCAGCAUGAGGCAGUACCGCCUUGCCCCUAUACACCAACAAGUCUUAAUGCGGUAUUUCGGAUGAACCGGCAGCUACAUAAAGGGUGGCAGAGCCCAUCAAGUACCAGCUAUAAUGAAGCUGAGCGUUAUUUAAAUGCGCCAGUGGUUAGUGCUGAUGCAGAUACUCCAGUGCUCCUAGUGUGGAAGACCUUAGAGCUCUCUUACCCUUCAGUUGCGAAGAUGGCAAGGGAUAUCCUUGCAGUACCAGCUACUGGUACUGGAGUUGAGCGCAUAUUUAAUAUUGCCCGCGAUAUCCAUGAAUACCACAGGGCACAAAUGAGUAUGACUACAGUUUGA
Pseudogymnoascus destructans is the source of this 987-nucleotide messenger RNA. RefSeq lists its product as uncharacterized. NCBI's taxonomy places the organism in Eukaryota, Fungi, Ascomycota, Leotiomycetes, Thelebolales, Thelebolaceae. The coding region runs from base 1 to 987 and encodes 328 amino acids. Gene Ontology annotation, molecular function: protein dimerization activity. The record is from RefSeq and is a predicted model, not a curated record. The transcript is spliced from 4 exons.